UGACCACAAAUUCUCCCACCACCAGCCGCACGCCACACGUGUGUUCGAAUGGUAAACACGCGCUGGAGUUUUGAUUAGUUUUUAGAUGGAAAAAAAAUGGGUGCAACCAAGAACCUGGACUUGAUUGGCACCAUCGAAGAAGAUGCCGAAGUAGAGAACCUGUCGGAGGACUCCGAUGCGGAAGUGGAGUACCAACCCACCAAACUGAGGCACAAGAAGGUGACAGAGUUUGAAAAAGGCUUUGAGUUCGUGUCCUCGGUAAAGGAGUACAACAAAGACACCUGGGACGAUCUGAUGAAGUAUGUGAAGAGGAAGGCGCGCACAAAGACGGACGACAAGAUCGCCGCGCGUUUGCAGAAGAGAGGUGGCGCCGACGCAGUUGCCGCCGAGCAGAGCGAUGGGAGUGAGAUAGAUCUUUCCGAGGACGAACUGAAGCACGACAACCUGCGGCUACGGGAGAAAAAACAGUCGAAAAACAAGAAGAAGAAGGCCGGCGAGGAAGAAGAGGAGGAGGAGGGCGAAAAGAUGCAGUUUGACGACACAGUGGAAGCCGACGGCCAGAUAACCUCCUUCUACCAGAUGAAUCUGUCGCGUCCCCUGAUGCGUGCCAUCGGAGUGCUGGGCUACAUCUAUCCCACACCCAUUCAGGCCUCCACGAUUCCGGUGGCUCUCCUCGGUCGUGAUAUCUGUGGCUGCGCCGCCACGGGAACGGGAAAGACGGCAGCCUAUAUGCUGCCAACCCUAGAACGUUUGCUGUAUCGACCUCUGAACAACAAGGCAAUAACCAGGGUACUGGUUCUAGUGCCCACCCGUGAGCUGGGCGCCCAGGUCUACCAGGUGACCAAGCAGUUGUGUCAGUUUACCAGCAUAGAUGUGGGCCUGGCCAUCGGUGGCUUGGAUGUUAAGGCCCAGGAGGCGGUUCUGCGCCAGAAUCCCGACAUUGUUAUUGCCACGCCAGGCCGUCUCAUUGAUCACAUUAAAAACACGCCCAGUUUUACUUUGGAUUCCAUUGAGGUUCUCAUUCUGGACGAGGCAGAUCGUAUGCUAGACGAGUACUUCGCCGAACAGAUGAAGGAGAUCAUCAACUCCUGCUGUAAAACACGUCAGACCAUGUUGUUUUCCGCCACAAUGAGCGAGCAGGUCAAAGAUCUGGCAGCCGUUUCGCUAGACAAGCCUAUAAAAGUGUUCGUGAACAACAACCAGCAGGUUGCCUUUAAUCUGCGCCAGGAAUUCAUUCGCAUACGUGAGGAUAAGGAGGGCGAUCGAGAGCCCAUUCUGGCUAGUUUGAUUUGCCGCACUUUCCAUGACCACUGCAUGGUGUUUGUGCAAACCAAGAAGCAAGCCCAUCGGCUGCACAUUUUGCUAGGUCUCCUGGGUGUUAAAGCUGGUGAACUGCACGGCAAUCUUACCCAGCAACAGCGUCUGGAGUCGCUCAAAAAAUUUAAGGAAGAGCAGAUCGAUGUGCUAAUCGCCACCGAUGUGGCUGCUCGUGGUCUGGAUAUUGUGGGCGUGAAGACUGUCAUUAACUUUGUGAUGCCCAUCACCACAGAGCACUACAUCCAUCGUGUUGGUCGUACCGCUCGUGCUGGACGUGCUGGUAUCUCCGUUUCGCUCGCCGGCGAAAAGGAACGUAAGAUAGUGAAGGACAUCAUCAAGAAUGCCGAGAGCACCAUCAAGAAUCGUAUUAUUCCGCCGGAGAUUAUUGAAAAGUACCGAAACAAGCUUACGGGUCUGGAGCCGGAGAUUCAAAACAUUCUGGACGAGGAGCAGGCUGAACGGCAGCUAGCCAAAACUGAGCAACAGUUAUCCAAAACGGAGCGCAAGCUUCUAGGCCAGCCCAAGGAGCGUCGUGACUGGUUCCAGACGAAGCAGCAGCGCGAGGCUGAGAAAGACCGCCUGGCUUUGACCACUGGCGAAGAGGAGAAGCCAGCUGGCGGGAAGGGCAAGGGCAAAACAGCUGGAAAGCGUAAGCGACCUGAGUACGGAGGUGAUGGCGAAGAUGGACCGCCGGUCAAGGAACUAGAAGCAAAGCGCCACAAGAAAAAGAAGGAGGAGCCGCGGAAGAAAACGCCCGAGCAGCUGGCUAAGGAGCGGGCAAUGAAGGAAAUUGAGAAAGUUUCCCUGGUGCGGGCCAAGAUAGCCAAGAUGCGCAAGCGUCCGGGCAAACUGGGAGCAGCUACAGAGGCCCACAAGGGCGGUGCCUCCGACAGCAAACCAAAGCGACGCGGAGCCCAAUCGGCGUUUACUAACGAUUUGACCGAUGUUAGUCGUGGAGGUGCACUGCGGUUAAGAUCCGAAGCCAAUCGGCACAAGAAGAUGACCAAGAUUGCGGCCAAGAAGAAGGUUAGCAGCGUAAAGCUCACAAACAAGGCGGGAAAGAAUAAGUUCAACAAGGGAAAGAGUUUCGGCGGACCACGAUACGCCAAAAAAGAUAAAAAGAAGUAGAAAUACAAAAAUAGUUGUAUGCAAUGUUAAAUCGUAAACUUGUAAAAUAAAACUUUUACUUCCUUAA
This is a messenger RNA of Drosophila rhopaloa, 2512 nucleotides long. It is a transcript of the gene Rs1, whose product is annotated as probable ATP-dependent RNA helicase DDX27. The coding region runs from base 97 to 2445 and encodes 782 amino acids. The record is from RefSeq and is a predicted model, not a curated record. NCBI's taxonomy places the organism in Eukaryota, Metazoa, Arthropoda, Insecta, Diptera, Drosophilidae. The transcript has 5 exons. Gene Ontology annotation, molecular function: ATP binding; nucleic acid binding; RNA helicase activity.